This is a messenger RNA of Morchella sextelata, 1785 nucleotides long. RefSeq lists its product as uncharacterized. Bases 1 to 1785 code for a protein of 594 amino acids. The transcript is spliced from 4 exons. Lineage: Eukaryota; Fungi; Ascomycota; Pezizomycetes; Pezizales; Morchellaceae. Gene Ontology annotation, molecular function: nucleic acid binding; zinc ion binding. The record is from RefSeq and is a predicted model, not a curated record.
AUGAACUCACAACCUCAUCAAAGGCAGUUCGCGCACCAGUAUGCGGGCCCAGCUUACCCUCAACAGCAACAACACCUGCAAAAUCCUCAGGCACAACCUGCGCCAGAGCCUUGCUAUAAUUGUGGUUCCCCUCAGCAUGUAGCUCAACACUGUCGCGAAGCUAGAAGGGCCGUUCCUGCUGGGUCGCUUAAUCAAGCUCCGCGUCCUCAACGGGGCGCUAUCCAAAAAAGAAAUAAUAAACCUGUCGUUACGCGUUUCGCUCCUCCGCCAAAUUAUGCCAACGGUUACCCACAGCAACCUUCCUAUCCACAAACCGGGCCUUAUCAACCUCCAGCACAAAUAGGCCCUUACCAGCCGCCACAUCUUCAACAGCAGCAGCCGGUACAGCAAUGGCACCAGCAAGCAACUCCCCAGGGGUAUCCUCCAGCGCAACCAUGGCAACAGCCCUACGGUGCUGCUCCAGUUGUUCCGCCGCCACAAGCCCCCGCUUAUGGCCCACACCAGCCUGUCUCUAACUAUGGCUACAACAAACCAACGCAACCAGCGCAGCCAGCUUACCCUCGACAGCAUAAUCAACCAUCAUAUGGUGGUUAUACUCCACAGAGUAACUAUACGGCACAAGCGCAAGCACCCCAGCCGGCACAUCCCCACUAUAACCCCCCACAUCAGGCACAUCCCUCAGGCCCCUACCCUCCACAUCAAAAUUACCAGCAAUAUCCGCAACAACCGCCAGUUCAGCCGCCAUAUACACCCGCCACUACAUCUUUCUCGCAGACUCAGCAUCAUGGCCAUGGACCGCAGAAUCAAUUUCCCCAAACACCUGCAGCAAAUGGUGUUGCACCCGCACAGCAGCAACCUCCACCCCCGAAACCACCUCCUUGCUUCCCAAGCCUGGAUAAAAAUGCGGCUGUGUCUUCAAAAAAUGGUGUUAUAAUUUGGAGACCUGCACAGCCAACCGAAACACCACUAGACCCAACCUUCCAAGAAACUGAAGAGCAAGGUAAUGAUAAAAAAACUAAAGAGAGUCCUCUCACCAAAUACUUUGAUCCCAAGGGUAGGAGAAUCAAUAGGGACUUUUAUGGGGAGGGCAGCGAGAUUAUGAAAGAUCCCAUCUGGGAGAGUGUUAGAACUGGAGGAAACAUGCUUGCACAGCCAUUGGAAUGGGAGCUACCAGAUGAACCAGAGGAGGAGGUUAAGGUGGAAACUGAGGCCGAGAAUACACAAGAAGAAAAGUCGGUCGAGCUGCGAUUCGAGGACACAGAUGAGCCCGUUGAAAGUGAAGACGCAGCCGAGAAGAAAAUGCAAACUGCCGGAGAUCCUUCUGACUCGAAAAGUCCUUGGACCCGACAACCGAUUACGACCUCGUUGGCGAACAACACAGGCCGUCAUGAAGGGAUAAAUAAUCUUAGCAACAGCGGGGUUCGUGGUAGAACAAAUGCCAUAAAUCAAGGAGGAAAACGCAAGAGCCGAAGUCCUCUGGAUAAUAGCCGACCUCAAAAACAGCGUGUUCGUGAUACAACAGCUAAGCCUCUUCCACAACCUUCCCAUCACCCAUUGCCGCCUAAACCUGUCACUGCUCCACCACCAGCACAACACUUCAACCAGAACCGUCCACAGAAUACAAUGGUCAAUCGCCGCGGUGGACACAAAUCGCAACGUGCUCACCCAUAUGCGAGAAGAAGUGCUAGUCCGGUCCGGCAUUUCUUGGUGGAUACACAAAGUCAACAGAGAGGUGGCUAUAGGGGCGGGGGGAAUCGAAAACAGCAGGGUGUUCCGAAUACUUAG